UCUUAGCUUUCGAUAGCUGUUAUUAGCUUUUUUCCUCUACCUAUGCUUACAGAGACUCUCACUCAUUUUAGAUCACCCGAUAUAUUGAAACCAUAUCAAUUGUAAUUUUUGAUGUCUUUGUUUUACUAUUAAAGAGAACAAGUUGAACGUCAUAAUUGGCCUGUACCGAAAAUGAAACUGAAACAGAUCGAAAUUGAAAAUGUUUUCGUAGAUUCUUCAAAUUUUGUCCCUUUUCAAAGUCAAAUAUAUACAAAGUCUCUUCUUGGAUAUGAAACCAGCAAGCGACGAAACUUUCACUAUUUCCGGUAUUCAUGCGAGUGUCCGAAAUUGGCAUUAGAAAUUUGUACAAAACCCGAUAUCGAAGACUCGAAGCUGAUUAGAAGUAUAUUGAUCAAUUUUCCUAAUUAUAAAAAUCUGAUGAUUCGUCUCUACCAAGGAUCGAUAACUAAUGAGGUGGUAUUCGAGAUAAUUGAUACCAGAUUUGAGUCUAUUUGUUUUACAUGUAGAGUAUUUAUUAGGUGAUUGGGACCCAGAAUACCGUCGAUGAAUAUUUCAAGAGAACUGGUCGGAGAAUCGCUUUUUACUUAUUUUACGAUGAUUUUGGAAAAAUUCGAUAUCUACUGAAUGAAGAUAUUGCCAGUCCUUUCAAGACCGAUAAUAAAUUCGGAACCUAGUGGUCAUCCUUUUCUUUUUGUUUAAAAACUUCUUCUCUUUAUUUUUUUAUCAAUCAUAAAUUCUUCAAACAUUGUACGCGCUAACUCAAGUGCCUCUCGAUGAAAAAACAAUGGACAUUAUUAGUUAUUAUCUCUCUUUAAAUUAGUGAUCCUUUUUUACAUUUAUUUAAUUAAAGCCCACGAGAAAAAGGUUCCAUUCUGGUCUUGUCAAACUACAAAACAGAAAACAAUAAUCCAUAAAUGGCCAAGAACUAGUAAAUCAGGAUUGGUGUUAGCCGAUCAUCGAAUUCGGUAUUGAUCGACCAAUUAUUACAAUUAAUUUUGUAAAGAAAAGUUUCAGCGAAAGAGAUUUUCGAUUCUUCUUUUCUCUGUGAUUUUUCUUUGUCUGUAAUGAUCGAUUCUUUCACCGAAGUGACCGAUCUAUUAACUCGGAUCGACCAACCACAUGAUUGGACUUUGUGAGCUUCGCUUUCAAAAGGAAACCUAGUGGUUACCAUUUUCUUCUGUUUUUGUAUAAAAACUCAAUUCUUUUCUGUCAAUCAAGUGUUAUUAAUAGUUUCUAAUAAGUGAUAAUUAAAGUGUGGGUCAAGAUGGACGAUCAACAAUGGACAUUGGUAGAUACGGAAGUGACAAUUGUGAACCGAAAAAAAUCUUAUCAAAUUCCAAAACAAAAGUUAUCAUCGAUUCCUUACUUUGUGAAAUUAUUUUCCGAUUCUAAUUGUGGCACAACCAAAAUAGAACUUGAUCUUGAUGAAAGUUCAUUCGAUAAUAUAGUUGAUUUUAUUCUCAACGAUCAUCUAUCAAUUUCCAUGGAAAGCGCCUUUUCAAUGAUUGAAACUGUUGAUUACCUCGGAAUGGACGAAAUUAAACAGAAAUAUCUUAAUUUGCACCAAUCAAAUUUUAAUAUUAAACGAUUGGAAGGAUAUUUAAACUUUUAUGAGAGCCAUAAAUACCAAGAAAUGUUCACUGAAGAAAAGCUCAAUUCUUUCAUUGAAAAGUAUUUUCUUCCAAUUUCCAACACAAGAGCAUUUCUAAAUUUUUCUGUUUCUCUAUUAGAACGCAUAUUGAAACUGAAAUUAGUUGUUUCUUAUGAGUAUCAAAUAGUUGAAGCUAUUCAUCGAUGGAUAGGAAUAGAUGAAAAUUGUCGAUGGAUGUUCAAUGAAGGAGAACGACAACAAUAUCUACCUCAACUCUUGAAGUUGGUCAAUUUUUGUCAUUUGAAAGACGGAGAGGUUCGAAAUAUCACUUCAAAGCUCGCAAAUUUUGGAUUCAACAUUUAUGCUUUGCAGUUGAAUGUACAUUCUUCCCAUGCUUGUCACUCAAAACUCUGUGGAUCAGAUUGUGAAAGUACUCGACAUCAUUGUAAACCAUUGAUCGCAAUCUAUGAAUUGGAUAAAAAUACGUUUGAAAUACGACGUUUGACAGGACCAAAUCUCUGGACAAAAAAUGGUCGAUUUACCCGGGAUGAGACAAUUUCAAAUUCUUUAAUUGUGGCAGAUCACAUUUUCGAUAUAAUCUAUGAUUCAGGAAGAAAAGGUAUUCGAGUUGAUUGGAGUACUAAGAAAUUCAAAGCUCUAAAAAUGUUUGGUGAUGACAAUUCUUAUUAUGGGCAAGCUCACAAAUAUAUCACUCAUGAUUCUAUCCGGGGUCAUACUCAAGCAAUCAUCAAAAAAUCGAAAAUGAGACCUGAACACGGAGGAUCUACGAUCGUAACACGUUUUGAAUCCAUUUGUCUGGAUAAUCACUUAGAGGGAAUUUGCUAUGGUAAAAAACUUCCCCGUGAUUUCCUUGAUCGUCAUAUUCAGCCUAAAAUUUAUCCAGCUACUAAGGAUAUUAGAUGUAAACAGAAUUAUUUUUAUUUUGAGUCUAUUGAUUAUCGACAACUGUCCUCUUGUAUGUUUCAAAAGUCGGUUCAAUCUCGUUCAUGUUACGUCUACCAUAUUGAUGUCAACGAAAAUCCUACAAAAGUAAUGUACCUUUUGACGAAACAUGAUUUUAGUUGCCAUUUUCACAAUCAUGCAAAAGUGAAAAACUCGAUUAUUCGUUUCUGAAAAGUUUCAUCGGAAGGGAUUCUCUUGAUCAUAUUGAGCUGAUUUCCUACAACAAUCUAAUUCUAAUUUGUAACAAGCGAACCAAAAUGAUUUAUUUCUAUGUCUAUGCUACUGAUAAUUGGAAUUUGGUCUCUAAAAUUGAAUCUGCUGAAAAGUUAAUUACGAUCGCAUCAAUCAAUUUACCGAUUGAUUCGGAAUAGAAACAUAUUGUCAAUCAUUUCAACUUGGAUGUUUAACCAUUUGAAACAAGUUCAUUCAUUAAUAUCAAUAAAUAAGUGACACUCGACUAAUUCACGAGAUUAUCAAUCAUUUCGAG
Messenger RNA from Panonychus citri (citrus red mite), 3041 nucleotides. RefSeq lists its product as uncharacterized. The transcript is spliced from 4 exons. Lineage: Eukaryota; Metazoa; Arthropoda; Arachnida; Trombidiformes; Tetranychidae. Gene Ontology annotation, molecular function: protein binding. Bases 1265 to 2725 code for a protein of 486 amino acids. The record is from RefSeq and is a predicted model, not a curated record.